AUGGCUGGUUCUUCAAUGGACACCGAAGCUGCAGGCCACGAGCUCAAGCACGGCAGCGGCUACAGCAUCCCGGCUACUGCUCAUGCGGUGGACACAGACUCGUGGCAGCAGGUGGGGCUGCUGAUGGUGAUCGGCUUCAACUGCGCCUACGUGCUCAGCUUCUCCAACCUCAUGAUGGUGCCCCUGGGCUGGGCAUGGGGCGUCGCCUGCCUGCUGCUCGUCGGCGCCGCCGCAUGGUACGCCAACUGGCUCCUCGCCGGCCUCCAUUUCGUCGACGGCCAGAGGUUCAUCCGCUACAGGGACCUCAUGGGCUUCGUAUUCGGGAGGAACAUGUACUACAUCACUUGGUUCCUGCAGUUCACCACUCUGCUUCUGUGCAAUAUGGGCUUCAUUUUACUAGGCGCAAGAGCACUCAAGGCAAUCAACACGGAGUUUACCCACACCCCUGCCAGGCUGCAGUGGUUCAUCACCGCGACGGGAUUCGUCUACUUCGCCUUCGCCUACUUCGUGCCGACGAUUUCUGCCAUGAGGAACUGGCUCGCCACGUCGGCCGUGCUGACAUUAGCUUACGACGUCGCUCUGCUGGCUAUCCUCAUCAGAGAUGGGAAAUCGAACAAGCAGAAGGACUACAACGUCCAUGGGACCCAAGCCGAGAAGGUGUUCAACGCGUUGGGCGCCGUCGCUGCCAUCCUCGUCUGCAACACGUCCGGGCUGCUCCCGGAGAUACAGUCGACGGUGCGGGAGCCGGCGGUGCGCGGCAUGAGGCGGGCGCUGCUGCUGCAGUACACCGCCGGCGCCGCGGGGUACUACGGCAUCAGCGUGGCGGGGUACUGGGCAUACGGGUCGGCGGUGUCGGAGUACCUCCCCAACGAGCUCGGCGGGCCAAGGUGGGCCGCCGUCCUCAUCAACGCCACCUCCUUCCUGCAGAGCAUUGUCUCCCAACACCUGUUCACGGUGCCGAUCCACGAGGCGAUGGACACGCGGCUGCAGCGGCUGGACGAGGGCAUGUUCUCCCGCUACAACCUCACGCGCCGCCUCUGCGCGCGGGGGCUCGUCUUCGGCUUCAACGUCUUCGUCACCGCGCUGUUCCCGUUCAUGGGGGACUUCGUCAACCUCGUCGGCUCCUUCGCGCUCGUCCCGCUCACCUUCACGUUCCCCAGCAUGGCCAUCCUCAAGAUCAAAGGCAAGAGCGGUGGGAGAUGUAACAGACUUUGGCAUUGGGGGAUCAUCGUUUUCUCCUCGGUUCUCUGCGUCGCUACCACUGCCGCCGCUGUUCGUUUGAUCUUCAACAAUGCUAGGAUCUACCACUUCUUCGCCGAUAUGUAG
Messenger RNA from Miscanthus lutarioriparius, 1326 nucleotides. The record is from the annotation of a GenBank genome assembly. Lineage: Eukaryota; Viridiplantae; Streptophyta; Magnoliopsida; Poales; Poaceae.